Molecule: messenger RNA, 3854 nt
Organism: Exophiala xenobiotica
Lineage: Eukaryota; Fungi; Ascomycota; Eurotiomycetes; Chaetothyriales; Herpotrichiellaceae
Exons: 3
Coding region: 395-3517 (1040 amino acids)
Source: RefSeq, a predicted model, not a curated record
CACGGUGCCACAUCUGCAAGUCUCAACCCCUGCAAGCGAUGUAGCGGGACUGAAUGACUUGUCGUCAUAUCACACGAGCAUUCUUGUAUGCGAGAAUGCCCAACAUUCACACGUACACAGUGGAAAACAUAGUCAGAUCAUUUGUCCUAUCUAUUGACCAACAAUCCUCUGCGGGACCUUCUACAAUUCUAUUUAAUCCACUCAACGACUUCCCAACUUGCAAGACAGGGUAUUUUCAUUUGAUACGAUGGUCGGACGCCGGACUGAGUGACGUUUGAUUGAAGUAUCCUUCCAUAAUCGAGGUCGUGGGAAAGUCGUGCUCAAAGAUGCGGGUGGUUGUUUCCGCAGCAGCCAGUUCCAGCUGAUACUCCAGUACAGCCAGCCUGGCUUCAACAUGUCCGACAAUGGUAGCAACUUAUCGAGACGAUCCUCCUCGCAGACCUCCCAUGCCUCCGCAGACCAGAAAAAGUCCAAAACAAUCCGGGGAGUGCCGAAGAGACAUGGCUCCAAGACCUCCGCGAAGUCCGUCGAAGACGAUGAUCCUGCAUUGACCUCCUUCCCUUCCUUUUCUCCAGAACCCGAACAGAAAUCAUCCAGCAUUGUUCAAGAGGUGGUUCCGAAACCUUCUCGGACAAUAUCACAGACGGCUCGACAUAGAAAGGCCACCCUUGCCGGCUUGACAAGCGCAUCUCCGUCCUUCAACAAGCAGAACGCUCUCUUCGACGACUCUCCUCGGUCUUCCUUGGACAUUCCGGGCGCGUUGCAUUUGGCGAGUGACGAACAUAUUGAAAGACUCAUAAGCAAGACUGGUGCUGUCAAGCUGAUUCGUCAAUAUGCAUCGGAUCUGGCUCAGAGAGACGCCGAGAUGUCGGCUUUGCGUAUUCGGGCAGACAACAGAGAAAGAGAACUGAAGAGACUGCUGCGUGAAGCCACUGUCUCAACAGCUGAAGUUGAGAGGCGGCUCCUGCGACUAGAACAAGGCAACCCUUCUCCCGGUAUUCACGAAUCGUCUGGUUCGACCGAUCGGACAGUGUCUGCAACCUCGCUAGACGGCAUGAUGAGCGAAGCGAUGGAAGAGGGAAUCCUGGUCAGCAGUCCAGUCGACGGGCCAUACCCGCCUGAGCCACUUCCCGACGCCCGUAUACUGAAUGAUGCUCCGCUGGGGGAUGUCCAGGAUAAACGCAGCAGAACUGGGUCAAUGGCCUCUGCUCAAAUCAAGGGGAGCAGAACUCCAAGCAGAGCUAACAGCAUUUUGAGCGAAAGCAGUCAGGACUUGGAUGCUACUUUACGGCCUCGCGUUAGCAGCUCGACGUCGGGCAAGGCAUCAGGAUUACAGAGUAUCUUCCAGCCACCUGCUCAGACCUCAAGCUACUUUCUCGGUGGAAAGUCAAUCAGGAAGCCGAAACUUGGUGACGAAAUUAGUGUGCGGUCAAACCAAUCUGGUCGCUCUUUUGCUUCCUGGACACAGAUCUUCGGUGGAAAGGCGCCGACAGGGCGAUCUCGGGCUUCGUCACUGGGACAAGAAGCUAACGGCAAUGCUGCCACCGUGAGCGAUGCAGAAGCUUCACUUUCCAAUUUGACGAAGACACGGACACAAGUAGCCGGCAAGUCGUCUGUAUCGUUGGCAGGCAGUGAAAAUUCUAAGAUGCGACCUCCAGCUAAACGCGUCCCGACAGCAACCAGACUCAAUGCCAGUCCAGGCCAUGUUCGCAAAGAUUCAAAUGCGAGCAGUCUUCCCCCCACAGUCGAGCUGGAUUCCAUGAUUGAAAGUUCACAACUGCCGCCUACCAUGACCAAUCAGUAUAACGACAAGCACGGCCUCUUGACGGAUAGAUUUGGCUUCAUCUAUGACCAAUACCGUCGAAAGCGACAAACUCUCCAGGUCCGUCAGCACAAGCGAAACAAGAUGAGUAAUGCCGAGACACUAGCCAGCUUUCGAGCUGGUAGUCCUGGGUCGGAAGACAUCUUUGUAGACAGACCUUCGACUCCUGCCUCGAUUGACGACGACAACUCGAAGAAAGCUUGGUCGGAUUACCUCAAAGUCCCAGCCGCGUUAUCUUCUGGGAGACCAAAAGAGUUACUGUCGCAUACCCCAUCUGCCGGUGCUGUAGUCAUGGUUAGUACUGCUGAUGCCGCUGAUGCCGCUGGUACCAUAACACCACCGCAUCGAAGCCGAGAUGCGUCCAUCUCGAUCAAUGCAUCCGCACAAAAGGCACUCCCGAGUACAAGUGUCGUGACGGAGCCGCAGCAUUCAGCAGUUACUGCUACUUCAUCAGACUUCACAGCUGAUCCAGAGACCGACUCCAAUGCUGACUCGGGUCCUACCAAGUUGCUGCUUGACCAAUUGACAGAUCUGUACGAUGCAUUGCAGACAGAGAGGAGUGCUCGAUGGAAUGACUUUCUACGCCGAGUGCGGGCCGAGAGAGCGAGUAAUACGGAUCGUGCAACCAACAAUGCACCCGAGGCAGACCUCCUCAAUGGCGAACUCAUUGGAAUUGCGACUCUUGGUCGUUCGAAACAAACCAAAAGCAAAUAUUUGCACUUCAAGUCAUUAGUGCUGGCUGGCAUACCGGUGUCACUUCGACCCAAGAUUUGGGCCGAAUGUUCUGGAGCAAGUGCUCUUCGAAAUCCAGGCUAUUACGAGGACCUCGUCGCUCGUUCACAAGAUGGUACAGAUGUCGAUCCAGACAUUGCAAGCCAGAUCAAGGCGGAUGUUAGACGCACCUUGACCGACAACGUUUUCUUCCGUCACGGCCCAGGAGUCCAGAGACUUGAAGAGUUGCUGAGAGCGUAUUCACUUCACAAUCCUCGCAUCGGAUAUUGCCAAGGAAUGAACCUCAUCACAGCAUCUCUCUUGCUCAUCUGUGCCACGGCAGAAGACUGCUUCUGGCUCCUCGUCGCCAUCAUCGACGUCAUACUUCCCAGCCAAUACUUCAGUUCAACAUUGCUCGUGGCCAGGGCAGACCAAAUCGUCCUUCGCCAGUAUGUUGCUGAAAUAUUACCAAAGUUGAGUGCUAAGCUUGAAGAACUCGACGUUGAUCUCGAGGCACUCACGUUUCACUGGUUCCUGUCGUUGUACACUGGUGUCCUGACUGGCGGUGAAGCCCUCUACCGCGUCUGGGAUGUGAUUCUAUGCCUGAACAGUUCCGACGCCGUCCCACAUGCAUUCGACCACCCACGAAAUCUGACAGUCGACAUGCCGAACCUUGGCUUGAGCCAACCACCAACACCGGUUACACCGUCCAUGCCUGACGUCAACAACGACAGCGCUGAGCACGACGGGACUAGUUCUCCAUUCCUCUUCCAGCUCGCGCUGGCGCUGCUGAAGCUUAACGAAAAUGCCAUUCUUGCACUUAACUCCGCUGCGCAAGUGUACUCCUACAUCAAUCACAAUAUGACGAACCAUGCGAUAAGUAUCGAUGCGUUGAUUCAGGCUAGUGAGGCUCUCAGGGUCAAGGUCAAGAGAAAUGAAGUGCUAGGAAGAAGGAAGGCGGCGAUCAAAGAGCUCGGUGCCUGAGGCAAGGAGUCGGCUCAAGAUUCAUCUCUCGGCGACCGACCUUGGAACCAGCAGGAUAGAACUGGUGCUGCGCGGACUCGCGAACGGAUUUUGAAAGACCAACUGGCAUGGUGUUUAUGAGGAUGGGAUUUCUAACGUCUUCGCUUGGUCGAAGCGUAUUCCAUCUCAUGUGGGAAAGGGAUUUCUUUUGUGGUUGCGGCAUUCCCCUUUUUCCCCUUGUUAUGAUGACCCCAAAAAUAGUGCUUGUUUAGAAUGAUACCCCCUCCCUGCACGGAACAUCAGAUAGGAACAAUGGAAGAUGGCCAUGGAAAUUGAAAGUCAAGCUGUUCAAACGUUG